Vicugna pacos (alpaca) is the source of this 5714-nucleotide messenger RNA. It is a transcript of the gene CRYBG2, whose product is annotated as crystallin beta-gamma domain containing 2. Gene Ontology annotation, biological process: lens development in camera-type eye; visual perception. Lineage: Eukaryota; Metazoa; Chordata; Mammalia; Artiodactyla; Camelidae. The record is from RefSeq and is a predicted model, not a curated record. Gene Ontology annotation, molecular function: structural constituent of eye lens.
UCGGCUCCCUGCGGGCGGGGCACUAUUUGCUCAGGGAGGCGGGCUGGAGGAGGCGCUUCUCUGCAAAUGAGCGGGAUCCGGGUGGACCCGGGGCCUGGAGCAGUCAGGUGACCCGACACCCCGAGCCCGGGACCUUGCCCUUGCCAUGGCCGAGGGGCGCGGGGGCCUGGGGGCCCGUUUGGCCCGCCACCUGGCCAGGCUAGGGGCCCGGAGGAAGCGCAAGGGGAAGCGGACCCCGGAGGAGGCCAGAUCCCAGGAUAGGCCCUGGGGUGGCCAGAGCUGCCCUGACCUGGCCCAGGGCCAGGGCAGCACCAGCAAUGUCAGCCUCAAGGCUCAAGUCCAGAGCCUCUCAGAAUGGGACAUUCAGGCAGGGAGCUGUGGUUCCUGGCUUUGGAAGCGACGACACAGCUCAGGGGGGCCUGCUGAACCUCUGGGACGCCUACAGAGGCCAGCUGUGGGCAGCGCCUCUGACCUGGCCAGGUAUGCCUCCAUGGGGCCAGAGAGCCUCGCCCUGGCGGUGACUUCAGCGGAGCCUGCUGCAGCCAAGUGCCCCUCAUGCUUGGUGCCAGCUCCUGGACAUUUGGAACAGAGAUCUCCAGCCUGUGCCUGCCUGCAACCCCUGUACACAGCCCUGAAGUUUCCUCUGAGGCCUGAGCCACUCAGCAACCUGGGAGACAUGCUGCCCCGCCCAGCAUCCUCCCCCAGGGCAGAGGGGGCAAAGGGCGAGACUGCCAGUCCGGGGCCAGCCCUGUCAGAGCCAGCCCAGUCCUUACAUGAGCGUCCCUGUGCCAGGAGGACCCGCUACCACAUCACUGUCACCAUGCGGGGGCGGGGGCAAGCACCUGGGGAGGAGAGUGAGGAGCCCAAACCGGCCCAACCAGCUCCCCACCCCUGCGGCCCUGAGGAAUCCAGGGGCUGGCAGGAGCCUCCGCAGGGGCUCCGCCCCAUCACAAGGUGCCUGACUGACCCGCCCCAGGAGCCCCGGCUCAGAGCCCCACAUCUACAUCAGAGGAGCGCGGCCCAGCGGCAGGAGCUCCAGGCUGGCUGGCCGCCUGGGUCCCCUCACAGACGCGAGCUGGACCACAGUGGGCCAAGGACACCUCAGGACAGGUUGCCGGGGCCCAACAUGGAGGAGGCAAGUGGGCCCCUGGCUCAGGACAAGGCCCGAGUGGUGAGUGCCACACUGACAUGGCGGCAGCGGCCCCCUGCCCAGGAAGAGAUCAAACACCGUUUUCACAAGGUGUCCCUGGUAUCAGGGGCCCAGUUGGAAGCCCCCCAGGAGGAGAUGUUUGAGUAUAGCCACCGUCGAGAGGAAGUCAAUGGCUUUGCUGUACAGGAAGAAGAGACUAUGAGUCACCAGGGCCCCAGGGAUGGGGCUGGCUCCAGGAGCUUCCAGAGCCAUGGGCCCAUCUUUUCCAAGAAGUAUACACUACCUAUCAAGGAGAAAAGGCCAGUGGGAAGGCCCAAGGGGGCUGUGGACCAGGGUGAUGGCAGCCCUCAGGACGCCAGGACUGAGCCGCCAAGCCCGGGAGGUGUAGCCAGGACUGAGUUUUUGGUGCCGGUACAUGGGCCCCGUGAGCCAAGCCCCCACCCAGGUGUGAGUCUCAACAGUGGGAGCCCCUGGAGCCUCGAGGAACGGCGGGUGACGCGCACUGUGCGGACCACCAUGGUGGUGGGAGGGCACGUGGACCGACGGGUGACCAGCUCUGUGACCAAUGCUGUGGGGCCAACGUUCUCAGGCGAGGCCCUGCCAAGGGGCCGCAAUGCUGUCCGCACGAUACGGGCAAUGGUGGUGAGCCCCCGCGCUGAGGGCUCACCCAGCCGCAGUCAGGCCCUGGAGCUGCUAACCAGCCUUGUGCCUGCUGAGCGUAGCCCACUUGCCAGCCGGCUUCCCAGACCCACAGCUGUUGUGCCAAGGAGCCCAGAUCUGGGCAACUCAGAGGGUGCAGCCCUGGGGCAGCUGCCUGAGACAGGGGCAGCAGAGCCAAAGGACAGAUCUUCCCAGGCCCCUGCAGGCAUCCCAGAGGGUGCUCACCCACCUCAGAACCAGGAUGUCCUUGCAGCCCACCCAGACCAAGACCAGGACAGAGCCCAGAAUGCCAGGGUCCCUGAGGUCCCGAGGGUGCAGAGUGCCUCCAGACCCACCCAGCUCCCUCUCCAGACCUCUCAGGACCACGCACCAGUACCCUCUUCUCCUGGACUCCAGACCCCAAAUCCCUCCCUGGGCCUAGUUCACCUGCCAGAUAAGCCUGAGGUACCUGUUCAUGCUAGGGCCCAGCUUAGUCUUGAGCCCAGGGUACCCCAGGCCCUGCCCUCUGUAAAAAGGGAGGGGCUUCCAGAUCCCCCUGCUGCCACCAUCCUGCCCAUGGUGAAGACUGAGGUGGUUACAGUCCCUGGACAAUCUCUUGCUCCAUCCUCUGUAAGAAGGAAGGCUGUCACCAGCCAAGGAGGUCUUUCUGCUCCAUCCUCCCCAAGGAAUAAGGUUGUUCAGGACUCUGAAAAUGUCCCUAUCUUCUCCCUUUCCCCCCAGAAAGAGGUAGUACAGGAUCCGAGUGCUCUUGCUGCCUCAUCCUCCAAACCAACCAAGGUUGUCCAGGGCCCAGAAGGCAGCCCUAGCACCCAAAAAGAGGUUGUCCAGGGUUCUGAAGGCAGCCCUGCCCCUCCCCUCACCAAGGAAGAGGUUGUCCAGGGCCCCGGUGCUUCUGCUGCCCCAUCUUCUGCCCAGAAAGUGGUUGCCCAGGACCCUGCUGUUCUCCCUGUUGCCUUCUCAGUGGGCAAGGUGUCUCCCAGCCCAGGAGGCCCCCUGGCCCCAGCGCCGAUGAGAGCAGAGGCCAGCCCAGAGUCCCAGCUUGUCCCUGACUCCACCAAGGGCAAGGCGCUCCUGGAGCCAUCAAGGGAGGAGGAGGAAGUGGCCCUGACGGCAGACCUGGAGAUUUUCCUGGAUACCCUACGGAGCAUGGAGCCCCCUGAAAUCCUCCGCACUCAUCGGCUGCCUCGAGCCCCCCGCUCCUCCUACCUGGCCAUGUAUGCCACGCUGCCGGCCAUCGAGGAGGACCAGCCUGGGCCAUGGGUGCUGGGACCCAGCCCCCAGGAGGUGCCCACACUGGAAGAAAAAGAGGACGAGAAGGGAGAGGAGGAGGAAGAACUGGAGAACCCCUACCUGAGUGACGAUGAAAAGCUCCAGCGCAGGCAGGAGAAAGCCGGGCCCAGCCCUUCCCACCCUGCCCGGCCCCCCCAAGUCUCUUGCUCUCCUCUGGAGAUGAUGAAGAGGCACGUGGCAGGUGCCAAGGGCUCCCUCCCAGAACUGGGGCCAGAGUGGCAAGCAGGCAGCAGGCCCACUUCCCGUCUUGGAGGCAGCCUUCUCUUUGGGGGUCUGCUGCCUGCCCCCAAGGAGACCCCCACCUUGGAACCAUUGGGUGCAAAACUAUCUACUCUGCCACCUCAUGGGGCACCAGGGGUCAGGAAGGUGGCAGGACAGCUGCCCCUGCUCUACAGCGAAAGGCCACCUCCAGAGAAGUCCGUGCGUGCCCAGCCCCCGGAGGGGUGGAGCCCAGCAUUGAAGACCCAGGGCAAGCUGAACACCAGGCCUGGAAAGAUGAUCCUCUUCUCAGAGCCUGGCUGCCAAGGCAGCAGCAGGGAUGUUUGGGAAGACACUGCUGAUGCUUCUGGUUGGGCCUGUGUGGCCUCUAUACGGGUGGUCCGAGGCUGCUGGGUGCUGUAUGAAGAGCCGGAGUUCCGGGGCCGGAAGCUGGUCCUCCCUGAAGGAGAUGUGGAACUCGGAGCCCCCGGGCCAGCGUGGAGUACCCAAGGCAUUGGCUCCCUGAGAAGGGUAGUCAGAGACUACAUUACCCCAGAAAUCAGUCUGUACUCUGAGGAGGGCCUCAAGGGGCAGCAAGUGAAGCUUACUGAGGCCUUGGAAGACCCCCAGCGCCUGGAGAGGCCCCUGCAGGUGGCAUCCGCCACUGUCUCUGCAGGACUGUGGCUUCUAUACCCCAAACCCUUCUUUGAAAACACUCCCUGCAUCCUGGAGCCUGGAGAGUACCCCACCUCAGAGGCAUGGGGUGCAUCAGACCCCAGUGUGGGCUCCCUGAAGCCCAUGAGAUUGGGCUGCCCGAGUGUGGAGAAGCCAGGGGAGCCCAAGGCUGUGGUGUAUGAGGCCCCAGACUUUCAAGGCCAGAGUUGGGAAGUGAGCCGAGACAUCUAUAACCUUCAGCAGCCAGAGGACAGCCAGAGCCCCCACUUGGCCUCAGUGGGGUCCCUGCGAGUUCUUGGGGGCUGCUGGGUGGGUUACGAGAAGGAAGGUUUCCGGGGCCACCAGUAUCUGCUGGAGGAGGGGGAAUACGCUGAUUGGUCACACUGGGGAGGCUAUAACGAGGCGCUGACCUCCCUGCGGGUCAUCCGGACGGACUUCGGGGACCCGGCCUUGGUGCUGUUUGAGGCCAUGGACUUCGAGGGGCACGGCGUGGAGGUGAGCGAGGCAUUGCGGGACGUGGAGCUGGCGGGACAUGGACCCCGCACGCAGGCCAUCCAUGUGCUCAGUGGCGUGUGGGUGGCCUAUCAGGAGGUGGGCUUCUCGGGGGAGCAGUACGUGCUGGAGAAGGGGGUGUACCGUAACUGCGACGACUGGGGCGCGGGCAACAGCGCCCUCGCCUCUCUGCAGCCGGUCCUGCAGGUCGGAGAGCACAAUCUGCACUUCGUCUCAAAGAUUCAGCUUUUUUCUGGCCCCGACUUCCUGGGCGACCAUAUCUCCUUCGAGGAUGACCAGACAUCUCUGCCCUCCUCUUUCCAGCCCCAGUCUUGCCGUGUCCUCGGCGGCAGCUGGAUCCUGUUUGAUGAGAAGAACUUUGAGGGUGAACAGCACAUUCUCUCCGAGGGCGAGUUCCCCACUCUCACAGCCAUGGGCUGCCUGGCCUCCACAGUCCUGGGCUCUCUCCAGAGGGUGCCCCUGCACUUUUCAGAGCCGUCCAUUUUCCUGUACGGACUGGAGUGCUUCGAGGGGAAGGAGAUUGAGCUCAGCAGGGAGGUGCGGAGCCUGCAAGCCGAGGGCUUCAACAACCACGUGCUGUCUGUGCGGAUCAAGGGGGGCGUCUGGGUGCUGUGUGAGCACAGCGAUUUCCGGGGCCGCCAGUGGCUGGUGGGCAGCUGUGAGAUCACCAACUGGCUGACGUACAGUGGGACCCAGAGGGUGGGCUCCCUCUACCCCAUCAAGCAGCGCCGGGCUUAUUUCCGCCUCUGGAAUGAAGCACUGGGGGGAUUCUUGGCAGUGCCAGACCACGUGGAAGACAUGAAGGCAGGCCGUGUGGUGGUCUCUGAGCCCCGGGCCGGAGGCAGCUGCAUCUGGUACCACGAGGACGGGCUGCUGAAGAACCAGGUGGCCCCCACCAUGAGCCUGCAGGUGAUUGGGCCCCCCAGCACAGGCUCCAAGGUGGUGCUAUGGGCUGAGAGUCGCCUGCCCCGCCAGACAUGGAGCAUCGAUGAAUCAGGCCACAUCUGCAGCCAAAUGUUCGAAGGCCGGAUCCUAGAUGUGAAAGGUGGCCAAGGCUACGAUCGGGACCACGCAGUGCUGUGGGAGCUGGCCAAGGACAGGGCGUCCCAAAUCUGGGCUGUCCGUGUGCUUUGAAUAUCCCCUACCCCCUCAGCCCUGGAGGCUUUCCCUGGGAUGAAAUGUUUUUACAGAGUUUUUUGUUGUAAUAUAAACUGUUUUCUAAUAUGUU